CCCUCCCCUUCCCCCUCCUCCUCCCUCCCCUUGUUCCCCUCAUCGCUGUGCAGGACGUCAUGAGCAUAGUAAUCGCGCUGGGAGUCACCACACCAGAAACGUCCUACUCAGAUAUGGCUGCUGGAUCAGACCCUGAGUCAGUGGAAGCAAGUCCUGCCGUGAACGAGAAAAACUACCCCAACCACAACUGUGGGAGUGCACACAGUCAUGGGUAUCGAGGACUGCCAUAUACUAUGCAACAGUCUUCCGUUGUGUGUUGUCAGGAUCACAACUAUGGCGCGCCCCCUCCCCCCACCCCACCCGCCUCCCCGCUCUCCCAAACCAUCAUUCCCCGCAUGGAGCUCAACCCCGCCUCCCGCUACCAUGACAACGCCACCAAUGGCGGCCAGGAGGAGAACUCUGCCGACAGCGAAAGCUCGUCGGAGGAAGACGGGGCUGUGGCCAGCUGGUGCCACUGCAGCCUGACGCAGGAUGGCUUCCUCAUCAAGUGCGAGAGCUGCAGGGGGCUGGACAGAAGGAAAGGACUGUAUGGCCAACGCAGGAAACCAGAAAAUGUAUCAGUGGGCGAGAGCAGUGCCAUGGAGAGCGGCGACGAGGAGGUGUCACCCGCAACAGUGUCCUACACGGCCACACAGCACACGCCCACCAGCAUCACGCUCACUGUCAACCGCGUCAAGCGGAACAAGUCCAAGAAGAGGAAGAAGAGCACGGAGAAGGCCCGCGGAGUGCCCAAGGGCAAGAAGAUCAAGGCCUUCAGAGAGGGUUCUAGAAAGUCCAUGAGGAUGAAGAACUCCACGACGGAGGCCAGCGCGGUGGACGAGACUACAGCGGAGGGCUGGGAGAGCCGCAUCCGCCAGUGGACGGACCAGUACGAGGAGGCUACAGCCAACCAGUACAGCGCCGAUGUCCAGAUGCUGCUCCACGCCGAGGGCGUGGCGAGUGAGACUACCUCACCGGCCCAGGUCAACGCCUCGGCCAAUGCCAUGGACACAAUUAACCGGACAGAGCUGGCGUGCAACAAUACAGUGCUGGGCUCUCAGAUGCAGUUACAGCUGGGGCGGGUGACGCGUGUGCAGAACCACAGGAAGGUCCUGCGGGCGGCAAGGGAUCUAGAGCCAGACACCCUGAUCAUCGAGUACCGGGGCAAGGUCAUGCUGAAACAGCAGUUUGAGGUCAACGGACACUUCUUCAAAAAGCCCUACCCCUUUGUGCUGUUCUACUCCAAAUUCAACGAGGUGGAGAUGUGCGUGGACGCGCGGACAUUUGGGAAUGAUGCACGCUUCAUCCGGAGGUCCUGCACGCCCAACGCAGAGGUUCGGCAUAUGAUCGCCGAGGGCAUGAUCCACCUCUGUGUCUACGCUGUCACGCAGAUCCCCAGAGACGCAGAGGUCACCAUCGGCUUUGACUAUGAUUUCAAUAGCUGUAACUAUAAGGUGGACUGUGCCUGCCACAAGAACAACCAGCAGAACUGCCCUGUGCAGAAGCAUAACCUGAACCCGCGCGAGACCCUAGGCUGCCCCGGCACGGGUUCGCUGCUCCCACCCUCCCAGCUCACAGGGCACACGGGGGCAGAGACGCGGCGGAGGAAGGCCCGGCGGAGAGAGAUAGAAGGGUCAGGCGGCGGCUCAGGACUGGGUGGGAUGUCGGACGACAGUAACCAGCCGCCCGAGGAGAGUGGUGAGGUCCGGGAGACGCUGCAGGGCAACGGCAGCCUGGGCAACAGUGAUGUUGAGGAGGGCCUCCUCAAGCAGGAGGAAGGAGAGGAGGGCGAGCUGGACCAGAACGGAGUCCUCAUCUCCAGUAGACAGAAGAGGACGUCUACCACAGGGGGCAUAGAUGAGCCCAAACAGGAGGGCCUGGAUUGCGAGGAGUGGAGCAGAGGGAACACCACAGGGAGUAACCCCACACCCCACCAAGCAGGGGUGGGGAUAAGCACCCGUCGUGCAACUUACGCGACUGAACCAUCCUCAGCAGCCGACGCAGACAAGACCCAGACGUCCGCCGCUCCCCUCCCGGCCCCCCUUGCUCCCCCCAAGCCUCCCCCGGCCCGCUCCUCCAAGCCCCGGCCUAAGAGCCGUAUCUCGCGCUACCGCUCCAGCUCGUCACAGCGCGCCCGGCGCCAGCGGCAGGCCCUGGCCCAGCAGCAGGCGGCCCUGGAGCAGGGGGUGGCGGCUGAGAUGCAGGAGAGCCCCCUGGGGGCCCCUGGUUCAGAGCUGGGCCUGGUGGACGGGGCACUGGGAGUCGGGCAGGUCUUAGACGGAGAAGGCCUGAGUGCUCUGAACAAGGGCAACCUGCCCAAGACCAAGAAGUAUCUGGUGACAGAGUGGCUGAACGACAAGGUGCUGGACAAGGCAGCCCAGCAGGAGGUGCCCACGGUGGAGCGGCAGCUGCGCAUCACCACCGACCCCACGGUGCUGGCCACCACCCUCAACAUGCUGCCGGGCCUGACGGCCUCGCCGCUCAUCUGCACAGCGCCCAAGCACUACGUGCGCUUUGGCUCGCCCUUCAACCCCGAGCGCCGGCGCCGGCCCGUCAGCGUGGACGCAGCCUAUGGCUCCUUCAAGAAGAGAUGGAUCCAACAGGCCCAGUGCGAGAGUGGGCCGUGCUCGGGAGGCCUGGAGGACGGCACCGAGUCCACCUCCUCUCACCAAAGUAACAGCAGCAGCUCCACCCCCAACCCUUUUAAAGCAGAACUGGCGGCACCCCCCAAGAAGCGGCGGUCCAUUUACGGCCCAGAGGCGGAGGCGGCUCCACCACUUCCCGGAUCAGAAGAACACAGUCUGCUACUGCGGCCCCUAUCACCCAUCACGCCCCCGUUGCCCUCAGACCACCCCUUACUCAGCCCCGCCUCCUACGCUGCCCCCGCGCUGCUGGGUCGUUACGGCGACGAGGAGCACCGGCUGUCCAAUGGCUAUUCACCGCUGCCCUCGCUGCCCACCAGCCGCUGCAACACGCCGCUGCAGUUUGAGAACAUAUCGUCUCCAGAGGCCUCUCCUGUGCACAGGCCGGAGUCCAUCUCUCCAGAGCCGUGCCUGCGGCCCGACUUUGACGCCCAGUGCUGCGCCCUGCAGUUUCCAGACCUCUCUCUGUCCUCGGGCCUGGAGAGCCCCGUGCCUGCCAUGUCGGAUGACUUCACUCUCCUCUUGGCAACGGGGCCUCCUCCCGACACACAGGGGCCGCUCACCCCCUUGACACCGGGUACCCCCUCCGAGUCGGCCCUGCAGGCCAGAGAGCAGAGCUUCAGGACGGAGUUCAACCUCAUCUACACCUGCUCUCCACUCAACGCCAACCUGGGAAACCUCGCCCCUGCUGCCCCCACCGACAGGCGCAUCAGCCAAUCAGAGGGCAGCUAUUCCCCGGCUGAGUCCUUCUACAGCACCGUGAGUGGCCAGGGGAUCCUGGCGGAGGCGGGGUCUGACUCGCUGUCGCCCUACGGCGAGCCGCACUUUGGCGGCAGCUACCCGGAUGGCGGCACGCCACCCCACCACACCAGCAACCCACCACAGAAGAAGAAGGUGUCUCUGCUGGAGUACCGUAAGAGGAAACAGGGAAGCAGCAGGGACCCCGAGCACGGGGGCAGCUCCCUGGGUACCCCCACCCGCCUCGGCUCCAUCUGUGCCAGCGCCGAGUCCCCCAGAGGCCCCCAUUCCCUCCACUUGCAGCCCUCGUCCUCCCCCCACAGCUCCUUCUCCUCCCCCCCCCAGAUGGAGGAGGUGAGCCCCCCAGAUAACCACCACCACACCGCCCCGGGACCACCACAGCAACAGCAGCCCAGAGAUCAGGAGGGCAUCAGCCACUGGAUGGUGCCCACAACAGUAGAGCGGCUGAGGGAGGGCCAGGGAGUCUUAGAGCGGGUACUAAGGGGCUCCCUCAAGAUGGACCGUGUGCUGAAGAGGACGGGUGGCUCGGCUGCUGACAAGGACCCUGAUGCAGACCGGUAUGAGAUCCAGACAGUUCCCCUGGCCUCUCCCAUGAAGAGCUCACAGACAUAUAGCCCGUCUGUCUACACUUACCAGGUGCAGCCCCCCUUAUCGGAGAGCCACCAGCAGACAGUGGACAGUCCGGCCUUCCUUCAGCAGAGCGUGUCCUCUCCAUUCCAUGGCUCCUACAGCCCCUCGGCCCCCCUUCCCUCAGUUCAGGGCUUCUACCCUCGCCUGUCUCAAGACCACUCGCAGCAUCAUCCACAACAGCCACUCAACUCCUCGCCCUCCUUCCCCAACCAGACAACCUCCUCUGCAGACUCAGCCCUAUGUGAGGCUUCCAGACCACCAGGAGGCGCUCUGCACCAGUCGAGCGGCAGCAGCAGUAUGGACGGGUCCCACACGUACAGCGCCGGGAGCCAGCUAAAAGCCAGCCUCUUGAACAGCGGGUUGUCAGGGUCUCCUACCCCUGGCUCCAGGGCUCACGGCAACCCUAAAACAGACUUGGGCGCCAGUGUGGCGGGGAACCACACCUCCAGACUGAGCCAGCAGCUGGCGUCCCGGAGCCUGAAACCAGGCAGCCCCGGGCAGACGGUGCUGCAGGCCGGCUCCAGGCUUCUGGCGGCCACCGCCGGCCAACACUACCCGCAACGCGGGGCACCACUCAGUCCGUUCCAGCACCCCCCCAUACAGGGGCCAGGAGUAAGGACACAGUCAGGAAGCGUUUAGGAUGUUGUGUGUGUGUUUUUGAGUGAGUGAAAUGGUGUACCUCCUCUCCUAAACCCUCUGGAGAAACUAGGCUUGGGGAUAUGUACAGACCUCCGAGGAGCCACGACUCUGCUUCUUGUAUUUCUCCUUAUUUUCUGUCUUUCUUUUUUCGGAAAACAAUUUACUGUGUUCUGCGGAAAACAAUUUACUGUGUUCUGCGGAAAACAAUUUACUGUGUUCUGCGUCAAGCUAAUGGAGGAACUUCAACAUCCUCAAGGAAUCAAUGGAAAAACAGGAAGAAAAUAAAUGUUCAACAAAAAAGAGAAAUAAUUUGUAAUUUGAAAUGACCAUGACAUGAACAGACUGUGUAAAACAGGCUAAGUAGAUGGUGAAACUCAACCAUGAGUAUCUGUACAAAGUGUUUAUGUUUUUGAAGAAAUGUACCUGUUGUUUUGGUACCUGGUUUGAUAAUGCUGAGAUUUUGUUGAGAUAACUUUUUGUUAUUUGGCCAGCAGCAGGGUCAGUCCUGCAGUAUACAUGUGUUUAGUUUGGAAAGGGUAAACGAUACCAGCAAGAGCGUAUGUGUGUAUCAUCCGUUAUAAAGAUGCAGAGAGGGUGACAGCUAUGAGCUCCCUAAAAAUCAUUCCAUAUGAUUUCCAACUUUUUGUGUAAAAUGUUUUUCUGAAAACUCUUGAUCUGUUUUUCACUGCUCUUUGUUUUCCUUCACCACUUGACUGUUUUGAUUUGCUAUAUUACUACUUCACAGUAGAUUUGCUAUAUUACUACUUCACAGUAGAUUUGCUAUAUUACUACUUCACAGUAGAUUUGCUAUAUUGUACUUGAGUCAAACAGAUCUUGUAAUUCAUGGUGCUGCAGUUGUUUUCGUUUUAAGUUAUUUACAGUUAAAUCCAGUUAUGUUUCCCACAAAUCGGUUGAUUCAACUCGCCAUCUGUAAUUUGGAAUCAAACUUUUGCCAGAAAUGCAUCCUAGUAAUCGUUAACACCUUUUUGUGCUGGAAUGCAGUGACAGUGAGAAGUAAGAAGAAUAUAUAUAUAUAUAUUAUUUUUACUCCGUUGUUGGGUUUGUCGUCUCUUUUGAAUCCUGUCGGAUUAGUUUUAUCAAAAUGUAUUGAGAAUAUUUUUCUCUCCUUCUGACCAUUCCUUGCAUUCCAUAUGCCACCUAAGAAAACAGGAGGAUGGUUUGAACGGUAUAAAAAAAAGCUGCUUGUGUUCUCAUUUGUUGCUGCUUCAAGAAGUCUCACUUUCCACAGAAUGCUGUACCCCCAUUUUAUUAGGGUCCUUACCAACUGAAUACUAAACAAAAAUAUGAAAAUCACAACGCAAAAUGAGUCAUGUGCCAUGACCACAGCAUUGGGACUUUCAAUCAACGUUAAAUGACAUUGCUGAUGCACGCUGGGAGUUGUAGUACCCUAGUGCCAGGAAGAUGGAAAUCGUUCAGACUGGACAUUCUAAUUUGGUUGGGAGUAAAUGUCUUUGGGGCCCCAGGAACCACACUGGGGCUUCGGAAAGAGGGACUGGCCAGCUUGACCGGACACUUGACCUUUCUUCUUAUUGCCUCAUCCACAGACGUAAGGUACUCACUGUUUGAAUGAAUGUUUGACAGAAGACUUCCUGAGAAAUGUCACCCAAAAUUACCAGCACCUUAAAUAAAGAAAUAACCCCCAAAAUGAAACAAAAAUGACAAUGUAUGAUCAUGUGUACUUGUAUCAAAUGUGUUAAACUGUAAAGAGAAAUCUAGUACACUAAAUUUGCCGCAUGAUAUUUAUUUUCUGGGACUGACAGAUGGUCAGAUUGGGAUGAUUAGGUCUGUUGACAAAGUCUUUGUUUUUACUCUUCACUUUCGACUCCCAGAGAAACUGGACACUGCAUUUUUUGGGGGUGGGGGUGACGUUUAACUCGUUUUAUUUUGUACACAACAUAGUGGUGACUAUGUGGACUCCCCCAUCCAAAAGAGAAAAAAGCAGAAGAGAUGUAAUGCAUUUUCAUAAUAAAAUACUGAUGAUGUAUUUAGAAAAA
Molecule: messenger RNA, 6664 nt
Organism: Oncorhynchus kisutch (coho salmon)
Lineage: Eukaryota; Metazoa; Chordata; Actinopteri; Salmoniformes; Salmonidae
Product: histone-lysine N-methyltransferase SETD5
Exons: 22
Coding region: 60-4649 (1529 amino acids)
Biological process (GO): regulation of DNA-templated transcription
Cellular component (GO): Set3 complex; Rpd3L-Expanded complex
Source: RefSeq, a predicted model, not a curated record